AUUCAGGCACUAGUAAUUACUACUAGGAGCAAAUCAUUCGACCAUAAACGAGUAAAGUGAUUUUCAAGUUAUAAUGCCGUCUUGCUCUUGGUUUCCGCCAGUCAGUAGUUACCACUUGCCAGACAUAAACAUGUUUUCAAAGAGUGUAGUUGUGUGCUGCUUGCUGGCGUUCUCCGCUGCCACUGAUGUUUUACAAUGUCCUGGUAAAAAUACAGAAAAUCUGAAGGAAAACGUGCAGCUAUCGCCAUGCAAGAAACCGCCUUGCAAAUUGAAAAAGGGAACAGAUCAGCACAUUACAAUUAAUUUCACUCCCAACGAGGACGUGGUUGAGUUAAAAAAUCGUGUGGUAGCUGACGUGUUCGGCGUGGACUUACCAUUCGUUGGCGUAGAUGGAAACAGUGUUUGCGACAAGAUAUUAACAGCGGACGGACAGAAGGCGUCAUGUCCACUCAAAGCCGGAGUAAAAUACACGUAUAAAGACUCAUUUCCCGUCCUCGAGUUCUAUCCCAAUAUAGAGGUCAAAGUCCACUGGGCCCUCAAUAGUCCUAAGAGCGAAAUUAUUUGUUUCGAAACGCCUGUUAAAAUAGUAUCUAAGAAGUGAGCUAAUCGUUAUGGAAUGGUUUUUAGGUUCUCGGAAUUAUAUAUAAGAAACGCAAUUCUGCAAUUCGAUUAACUUUUAUAUAGAUUUUGUACUUGUUUUUAGUUUAUUAUAAAUAAAUAAAUUGUAAUUUUUAUACAA
Molecule: messenger RNA, 739 nt
Organism: Pieris napi
Lineage: Eukaryota; Metazoa; Arthropoda; Insecta; Lepidoptera; Pieridae
Product: NPC intracellular cholesterol transporter 2-like
Exons: 3
Coding region: 74-601 (175 amino acids)
Biological process (GO): sterol transport
Molecular function (GO): sterol binding
Source: RefSeq, a predicted model, not a curated record